Messenger RNA from Cuscuta campestris, 1659 nucleotides. The record is from the annotation of a GenBank genome assembly. Lineage: Eukaryota; Viridiplantae; Streptophyta; Magnoliopsida; Solanales; Convolvulaceae.
GUUUACGCCUCCGUCGUACUAAACUGUGUUCGUCUUUAUGACAGGUUUUGAUAAUGCCAAACCGCCGCGACAUAUCGAAGCUAAAGUGAGCAAAACUAAGGCGAAGGAACAUGGCAUGAUGACUUGAGAACCAAGAACCCAGAAUCAAGAACGAAGAACUAGAAUUGUAUUGAGUCGGUCUUAAUGAACGGAUGAGAAUCUAUAUUCGCUCCUCCAACUUCCAAUUGUGGUUGGUGAUCAAAAAUGGCGAAGAAAUCCCUAUGAAGAAAGUGGGAGAAACCACGGUCCCAAAGACCGAAGACGAAUUUGAUGCCGAGGACAUCAAGAAGAUCGAAAACUAUGCAAAGGCCAUCAAUAUGCUAUAUUGCGCGGUCAACCCCGAUGACUACCGAAAGAUCUCCUGUUGCACAACUGCCAAGGAGAUGUGGGAUAAGCUCGAAGUGACGUACGAAGGUAGCGAUCAAGUUCGCGAAGCCAAGAUCGACUAUCUCACCCAAGAGUACGAAAUGUUCCGGAUGAAAGAAGACAAGAACAGGGCAGGCACCUCCGGAAAAUCCAAGUCCAAAUCCCGGGCUCCAUCCACGACCUCUGAGGAACGCCUCUACUACGGCGAUGGAUCGUACCUCUGGUUCGAUUCCGAGGAGGAGCGCACCCGAUUUCUCACCUUUUUCUCCAAACGGGUUGUGGCUCCCCCACGAAUCAUCCCAGAGCGCUACCCGGAAUUGCAGGGCUACGACGACCUCGACGCGCAGCUUCAUCAAGCCAGCCUUUGGCUGUUCGUCUCUCGGGCGCGCAAGGAGAUCAACCCGGCGCUGAUCCGGGCCUUCUACUCCAACCUCCGGCGUGAGGACGACGUGCUCUACUCGCUCGUCAAGAGCACGCCGAUCGAGCUCACCGUGGAGCAGCUUGGGCGCAUCGCCGGCCUCCCCUUCCAAGGCGACAAUGUGUCUCACUAUGGUGGCGAGGAUUGGGUGCUCAACAACGAGGGCCUUAUCCUCAACGAGCUUGGCAUCACCGAGCUCAAACGCCAUGCCUCGGGACGCCCAACCAUCCACUCCGCCAACCCCGACGGCCGCCUCGUUCUCUACAUCGUCACCCGAAUCAUCAAACCGAGGAAGCACGACCACACCAUCAUGCACGGUGAAGACCUCAAGCUUAUCCAUGCGAUCAUGCAUUCGGCCCCAAUCAAUUGGGCAAAGUUUGUCAUGAUCAACAUGACGAUUGCCGCGUCCACCGAGCACGACCACCUCCUCCCGUACCCGUUUUUGGUGAUGGACAUCCUUGAACGGUUCAAGGGUUGUUUCCUUCGAAGGUUCGUUGAGGUUCGUGUGACUCGAACUCUCAAGAUGUAUGGGUUUGUUAAGCACCGUUAAGCUUAACGAGAUAGUAGUGUAGCUCGAGAGAGUCUCUCGGGAGGCUGGAUUAGCCACAAGUUGUGGUGAACCAGGGUAAAAUCGGUGUGCCUCUUUCUUUUCUCUUUACUUCUCACUUAUUCAUUUUUAUUCCUGCGAUUUCUUGAUCAAACGCUAUUCACCCCCCCCCCCCUCUAGCGUUGGUCUAUUAUUCUAACAAAAAUAAAUACGAAAAAUAUAAAUACUAUUUUUUAAAAAAAUAAAAAUAAUAAUUUUCAUUUAACUUAAAUAGAAUUUUAGAAUCAUG